Equus quagga is the source of this 2585-nucleotide messenger RNA. It is a transcript of the gene NCLN, whose product is annotated as nicalin. Gene Ontology annotation, biological process: regulation of signal transduction. Lineage: Eukaryota; Metazoa; Chordata; Mammalia; Perissodactyla; Equidae. The transcript has 15 exons. Gene Ontology annotation, cellular component: endoplasmic reticulum membrane. The record is from RefSeq and is a predicted model, not a curated record. The coding region runs from base 134 to 1603 and encodes 489 amino acids.
GCUCGGGGCGCGCACAGGGCCUGGCGGGACGCCCCAUCUUAGCAGAGGGCGGCUCGCCUGCAGCGUGGGGAGCAGAGGCCCGGCCCAGAGCUCGGGCACGCGGAACGCAGUGCUCAACACGGAGGCGCGCACCAUGGACGCGGACGUGCUGAGCCGCCGCUGCGUGCUCGUGCGCCUGCUGGACUUCUCCUACGAGCGGUACCAGAGGGCCCUGCGCCAGUCGGCCGGCGCCGUGGUCAUCAUCCUGCCGCGGGCCAUGGCUGCCGUGCCCCAGGACGUCAUCCGGCAAUUCAUGGAGAUCGAGCCCGAGAUGCUGGCCAUGGAGACCAUCGUCCCCGUGUACUUUGCCGUGGAGGAUGAGGCCCUGCUCUCCAUCUACGAGCAGACGCAGGCUGCCUCCGCCUCCCAGGGCUCAGCCUCGGCCGCCGAAGUGCUGCUCCACACGGCCACCGCCAACGGCUUCCAGAUGGUCACCAGCGGGGUCCAGAGCAAGGCCGUGAGCGACUGGCUCAUCACCAGUGUGGAGGGCCGGCUCACCGGGCUCGGCGGAGAGGAGCUCCCCACCAUCGUCCUCGUGGCCCACUACGACGCCUUCGGAGUGGCCCCUUGGCUGUCGCACGGCGCGGAUUCCAACGGGAGCGGCAUCUCCGUGCUGCUGGAGCUCGCCCGCCUCUUCUCCCGCCUCUACACCUACAAGCGCACCCACGCUGCGUACAACCUGCUUUUCUUCGCCUCCGGAGGGGGCAAGUUUAACUACCAGGGCACCAAGCGCUGGCUGGAAGACAACCUGGACCACACAGAUUCCAGCCUGCUGCAGGACAACGUGGCCUUCGUCCUCUGCCUGGACACCGUGGGCCGAGGGGACAGCCUGCACCUGCACGUGUCCAAGCCACCCCGGGAGGGGACGCUGCAGCAUGCCUUCCUGCGGGAGCUCGAGACGGUGGCGGCCCACCAGUUCCCCGAGGUGCGCUUUUCCAUGGUGCACAAGAAGAUCAACCUGGCGGAGGACAUGCUGGCCUGGGAGCACGAGCGCUUCGCCAUCCGCCGGCUGCCCGCCUUCACCCUGUCCCACCUGGAGAGCCACCGCGGCGGCCAGCGCAGCAGCAUCAUGGAUGUGCGGUCCCGGGUCGACUCUAAAACCCUGACACGCAACACGAGGCUCAUCGCCGAGGCCCUGACGCGGGUCAUCUACAACCUGACGGAGAAGGGCACGCCCCCCGACAUGCCGGUCUUCACGGAGCAGAUGCAGAUCCAGCAGGAGCAGCUAGACUCAGUGAUGGACUGGCUCACCGAGCAGCCGCGGGCCGCGCAGCUGGUGGACAAGGACGGCCCGUUCCUCAGCACGCUGGAGCAUUACCUGAGCCGCUACCUGAAGGAGGUGAAGCCGCACCACGUCAGGGCCGACAAGCGGGACCCUGAGUUCGUCUUCUACGACCAGCUGAAGCAGGUCAUGAACGCCUACAGGGUCAAGCCGGCCAUCUUUGACCUGCUCCUGGCCGUGUGCAUCGGCGCCUACCUCGGCAUGGCCUACACGGCCGUCCAGCACUUCGACCUGCUGUACAGAACGGUGCAGAGGCUGCUGCUGAAGGCCAAGACGCAGUGACCUGCCACCCGCGCCCCCGCCCCGUGGCCGCCCCCGUGCUGGCCGUGUGCUCGAGGACCCGGGCUCCUUCCUCUUGGUGUCCCUCGGACUCACUCGGAGCAGCUUUGGCGGCAUCCCGGGGUCAGGCCUCGGACUCGGGGACACGCCUGGAGCCGGCCACGACCCUCAGGGCCACCAAGCCCGCCACGACAGGACAUGCGCCCCGGCAGCCUCGGUGGCACUCUGCCCGCGGUGCUGAGCGGGGACUGCGGGCCCCGGGGUCGGGCCACCCUGCGUGCUGCUCCGCGUCCCGCCAGCAGCUCAGACGCUCGCCUCCCUCGUGUGUGAAGCCGCCACGCCAGCCAUGGGGGCUCCGGUCCCCACCCCUCGCUCGGAGGCCCGCUCCGGGCGGCCCGGGGACGCGGCUCCCUGCUCCCCGGCCGUCUUCCCUCCUCUGACCCCCGACCCGGCCCUCCGGGCUGUCCCUGCGCUCGGCCUGGGCCCUGGGGCCAGAGGGGCCCCUCCCUGGCUGCUGCUCUCCCGGCUACCGGGCCUGGUUCCUCAUCCGGGAGCGGGGGCUGCGUCCCGGGGAGCCAUCCGGGCUGGGGGUCGAGUGAGAGCGUCUGCCGGAGGGUCGCGCCCGUGGGCCGUGGGGAGGUCUGGGCCCGACCCCUCACCCAGGCGCCUGGUGGGCGUGGGGGAGGGAGCGGGGCCUCCAGGGCCGCCGACCUCAGGGAGCCGGGGAACCGGAUCGCUAGCAAUAUGAGCCGCGCAGGGUGAGGGCUGGGGGUCUCGGCGUCGCUGACCCCCAGGGGCCCAGCCCUCCGCCUCCCCCUCGGCCCCCGUCCUCCGCCCUGCUGUGUGCCCGUCCCCCCAGCACCGGUGACCUAGAGGGGCCGGCGGUGAGCGUCCCCCCCGGCGGUCGGCAGGCCCCUGGCCGCCCCGAGCUCAGGCUGCAGUGGGAUGAUCAGAAAUAAAGCCAUAUCGAAAGAUCGGCCUGGCG